Zeugodacus cucurbitae (melon fly) is the source of this 1064-nucleotide messenger RNA. RefSeq lists its product as uncharacterized. Bases 138 to 920 code for a protein of 260 amino acids. The transcript is spliced from 5 exons. The record is from RefSeq and is a predicted model, not a curated record. NCBI's taxonomy places the organism in Eukaryota, Metazoa, Arthropoda, Insecta, Diptera, Tephritidae. Gene Ontology annotation, molecular function: chitin binding. Gene Ontology annotation, cellular component: extracellular region.
GAUUUGUUAGAUAUAAAUAGGCGGAUGUUGCUAUAAAUCAUCACAGUUACCAGAGAAUUAAAGCGACGAGCAGUGUUUUGUCUAGUGAAAGAUUUAUACGUAAAAAAUUUAAAAAAAUCGAAAUUUAAGAAACGAAAAUGUUCGGAAAAUUAAUAGCAUUAUGCAUUAUUUCUAUCUUGACGUCACCAUUAGUCUCGGCUCAGUCGCAAUGUCGAGUUUGUAUGCCGAAUUAUGCGAAAUGCAUGAACGAGACCAGCUACCAGCUAUGCUAUGAAAUGACGACUUUGGCACCGAUCGAUGAGGAAGUCUACACUUGUCGCAACAAUGAAUAUUGUACGGAUUCGGAAAAUAUAUGUGAACCCUAUCCGGAUGGUGUGAAUAUUAAAGCGGUUUGUGCAGGUCAAGGUGAAGGUCAAGACCCUUCUUCAGCAUGUAGCUCAUGUACUGGCAAAGCGAACGGACAAUUUAUAUGUGUAAGCGCAACACAAUUCGCUGUAUGCCGAGGUGAAGUAGCUACCAGUCCCCUCUCAUGUCCGUCGGAUCAAUUGUGUAGUGAACAAUUGGUUACUGAAAACAAUUUGAAGAAAGUAUGUGCACCGCAAGCUGUGCUUGAUUACUUUGAUGCCAAAGUAACAUGUGACAGUGAAGAUUUGGUAACCAAAAGCACGACUAAAGCACCACCAGCGGCAUCAACAACACCAAUGGACACAGCAUCGGCUUGCCAAGCAUCGGGAAACAAUAGACCGUAUUACCAAAUAAAACAUCCAUCCGAUUGUCAAGCCUAUAUUUAUUGUGAACGCAACGGCAAUUCCUAUAUAUCAAUGGUUAUGCGUUGUAAGACCGGAAUGUUUUACAGCGUAGAUAAUAAUAAGUGCAUUAGAGCUCCACAGUGCCCACAAAAGCAACCUGCAAGCAAUUAACUAGAAUAAGAAAGCUUAAAGAAUUCCAAUUUAAUAUUGAACCCAAGGGAUCAAACUUCAAGGAUACUUGUACACAUACCAAUUUUUAAGAUUUUGUUAAAAUAAUAAAUUUAAUAAAUAUACAGAACGAAGCUGAAAAGAAAA